AUGGGGGACACCGUGGGAACAUCCUGCCCCCCCCGAGUGUGGGGCGGUCUGGGGGUGCUGGGUGGUGGCUGCAGCAGGGGCAGAUCUGAGUGCUCUGUUCUGACGCGAUGUCGCUGGGGAUCCCGGGGGGGGAGUGAUGCCCACAGUGCCCCCCCACCGACCUGUCACCCCUCUCUGCAGGGCAAGUACAGCAAGCGCAAGAGCCGCUUCAAGCGCUCUGAUGGCAGCACCUCGUCCGACACCACCUCCAACAGCUUCGUCCGGCAGGGCUCGGCUGAGUCCUACACCAGCCGCCCCUCGGACUCGGAUGUGUCGCUGGAGGAGGACCGCGAGGCGCUGCGCAAAGAGGCUGAGCGCCAGGCGCUGGCACAGCUGGAGAAAGCCAAGACAAAGCCAGUGGCGUUUGCUGUCCGGACGAAUGUCGGCUACAACCCGUCGGCCAACGAUGACGUGCCCGUGCAGGGCAUGGCCAUCUGCUUCGAGCCCAAAGACUUCUUGCACAUCAAGGAGAAGUACAACAACGACUGGUGGAUCGGGCGGCUGGUGAAGGAGGGCUGCGAGGUCGGCUUCAUCCCCAGCCCCGUCAAACUGGAGAACAUGCGGCUGCUGCAGGAGCAGAAGAUGAGGCAGAACCGACUGAGCUCCAGCAAAUCAGGUGACAACUCCAGCUCCAGCCUAGGUGACGUGGUGACGGGGACGCGCAGGCCCACUCCUCCCGCCAGUGCGAAGCAGAAGCAGAAAUCGACCGAGCACGUGCCGCCCUAUGAUGUGGUUCCCUCCAUGCGACCCAUCAUCCUGGUAGGGCCGUCGCUGAAGGGCUACGAGGUGACAGACAUGAUGCAGAAAGCGCUGUUCGAUUUCUUGAAGCAUCGCUUUGACGGCAGGAUCUCCAUCACGCGGGUGACGGCCGACAUCUCCCUCGCCAAGCGCUCCGUGCUGAACAACCCCAGCAAGCACACCAUCAUCGAGCGUUCCAGCACACGCUCCAGCCUGGCUGAGGUGCAGAGUGAGACGGAGCGCAUCUUCGAGCUGGCCCGGACGCUGCAGCUGGUGGCCUUGGACGCCGACACCAUCAACCACCCGGCCCAGCUGGCCAAGACCUCCCUGGCGCCCAUCAUCGUCUACAUCAAAAUCGCCUCCCCCAAGGUGCUGCAGCGGUUGGUGAAGUCCAGGGGCAAGUCCCAGGCCAAGCACCUCAACGUGCAGAUGGUGGCCUCCGACAAGCUGGCGCAGUGCCCGCCCGAGAUGUUUGACAUCGUGCUGGACGAGAACCAGCUGGAGGAGGCCUGCGAGCACCUGGCCGAGUACCUGGAGGCCUACUGGAAGGCGACGCACCCCCCCAGCAGCAACCCCCCCAACCCGCUGCUCAACCGCACCAUGGCCACAGCCGCGCUGGCCGCCAGCCCCGCGCCCGUCUCCAACCUGCAGGUACAGGUGCUCACCUCCCUGCGCAGGAACCUGGGCUUCUGGGGCCGCGGGGGCACUGACACCACCCCCAGCCCCCACGAAGAGCACGCGCUGUGAGGUGGCGGCGGGGCACCCGUGGGACCUCCCCCCAAGGAUCAGGGACACCCUGGGUUUUGGGGACAGCCCGGGGAACGGCUGCCUCCCUGGGUUUGCCCCCUGCCCCCUCCUCUGGGGAUGUGCUCCCUACUCUGUGGUUGAUGCCACCCCUGCGCCCCUGGAGUCACCCCCCCCUACCCCGGGAUCUGCUCCCCACCCCGGGUUUGGGGCCGUCCCCCUGUGGUGAGGUUCUGCUCUUCCUGGAUCGGGGUCGCCCUUUGGGAUCUGCCCCCUGGGGUUGGGGUCUCUCUGGGGGUCCAUGUGCCUUCCACAUCGCUCUCUGGAGCUCCCCUGGGUUAUAGCAAGGACUUAUGGGAGCUGCUGGGGGGCUGAGCCCCAGGACACCCCUGACCCCCCUGUGUCCAGCAGAAGAGGCUGUGUCCAAGCCGGGGGGGUUCCACAGCCACCCCAGGGCAGCAGGCAGAGGGAGGACGUGUGUCCCGUGUUUGUCGCUAAUUCCUUCAGCAAUCAAAGCAUUGCUCUGCACCAACCCCGACCCCGCCACCUCCCUGCUCCGCUCCCCCCCAUGCCCCCCACUGCUCUGGCCCUGCCCUGGUGCCCCCCCAUGGUGCUGGAUGAGACCCAUGUCUGGGCUGCAUGGCACGGAGUGUGCAGACUGGGCUGGGGUGGGAGCGCAUGUGCCCCCCCUACUCACCAAGCCCCGCGGUGUGCAG
Molecule: messenger RNA, 2237 nt
Organism: Numida meleagris (helmeted guineafowl)
Lineage: Eukaryota; Metazoa; Chordata; Aves; Galliformes; Numididae
Gene: CACNB1
Product: calcium voltage-gated channel auxiliary subunit beta 1
Exons: 13
Coding region: 1-1524 (507 amino acids)
Biological process (GO): chemical synaptic transmission; regulation of voltage-gated calcium channel activity; neuromuscular junction development
Cellular component (GO): voltage-gated calcium channel complex
Molecular function (GO): protein binding; high voltage-gated calcium channel activity
Source: RefSeq, a predicted model, not a curated record